Notechis scutatus (mainland tiger snake) is the source of this 3217-nucleotide messenger RNA. NCBI's taxonomy places the organism in Eukaryota, Metazoa, Chordata, Lepidosauria, Squamata, Elapidae. The record is from RefSeq and is a predicted model, not a curated record.
UGAACAGGGAGGCCCGACCCCAGAUAGCAAGGUGCCUGGCAGGCAGACAUCGUCCCUGCGGCAGCGCCUAGAGAGCCGCCUAGAGGCCGCUCGUUUCCGCUACAUCAACCAGCUGCUCUACACACGCUCCAGCCAAGAGGCAGCCCAGCUUUUCCAGGAGGACCCUGAGGCAUUAGGUGUCUACCACCGAGGUUUUGCCCUGCAGGCAGCCCACUGGCCCGAGCGACCCGUGGAGCGCUUUGUGCACUAUCUUCACCGUAGACCAGCCUCCCUGGUUGUGGCCGACUUUGGCUGCGGGGAUUGCACCCUGGCUCGCAGCCUGCCCAAUCGGGUACACUGCUUCGACCUGGCGGCCCUGGACCCGCGGGUGACCGUCUGCGACAUGGCCCAGGUGCCGCUGGAGGACGCCUCCGUGGACGUGGCCGUCUUCUGUCUGGCGCUGAUGGGGACCAACCUGCGCGAGAUCCUGCAAGAGGCGCACCGCGUCCUGCGAGCCGGGGGGACGCUGCUGGUGGCCGAGGUGGCGAGCCGCUUCGCGGACCUGCGGGCCUUCCUAGGAGCGCUGGCCCGGCUGGGCUUCCGGCUGACCUCCAAGGUAGGACGUCUCGGGCAGCCACUUCUACACUUUCGAGCUGCGCAAGACCGACCUGGCGGAGGCGGCGAAAGCGGCCGAGCUGCGCGGACUGGUGCUACGGCCCUGCCUGUACAAGCGCCGGUGACGUCGGGGUUCCCGACCAAUAAAGGCCCGUCUUGCUGGCGAGUGGCGGUUCCUGUGUGGCUCUCUGGGAAAUGUAGGCGGGGCGGGUGUCGUGCGCAGGCGCGCGGCAGCGGGCCGAGCGCGGCGGCGGCGAUGUCGGGGUCCGGGUCCGGGGGCGGCAGGAUAGAUGUCAACCGGGCCGGCGCGGCGGAGCUUGAGCGGGCGCUGGUCGGGAUCGGGCACCGCCGAGCGCGGGGGAUCGUGCGCAAGAGGGAGGAGCUGAGGGGCUUCGCCCGCCUGGAGGACCUGCUGCGUGUCAAGGGCAUCACCGCCCGGAUCCUGGAGCUGAACCGCCAGCGCGUGACCUGCUCGCACCGGCCGGAGACGCCCGACCGCCCCCCGCGACGGCGCCCCGGCCUCGCCGCCCAGGGCUCUCCCCGCCCCGGCAGGGAGGCCGCGGAGCCACGCAGCCUCGCCCGCCCUUCCUCUUCACAGGAUGGCGGCGGCGGAGCGGGAGGACCGCGCGGGGAAGUUGCCGCUGUCCGUAGCCCCGGAGGGCCGGUGCGCAGUCCUGAGCGCGGCGGCCGGCCCGGUUCUCCGCGGGGCAGCGGCGACUCGGAGGAGAGCAGCGACGGCGACGAGGCGGGCGGGGACGGCUACUUCUACUACACGGUGGACGAGCGCUGGAUCGACUAUGUGGAGCGGACGGAGGGCGGGGGGCUCCUCCAGCACUCCCGGCCCAAGAUGAAGCGCAAGUCAGAGGGCGGGGGCCCCGAGGGCAGAGCCCAGUCCCCGGGGAAGAAGCUCUGCAAAAGUUCCGAGCGGGGCAGGAUGCUGGGUCCCUGCAUCGCUCGGCCUGCAGCCACUUUUGGGGAUCUUCGGAAUGCCAAGGCCGGCCAGGCACGAUGCCGGCACGUCCCCCCCGUGGCUCCGCCCCCUGAGCUGCAGGACUGGUUACGCACUUUCCAGCGCUGGAGUGGCCCAGAGAAGCUGCUAGCCCUAGAUGAGCUCAUUGACAGCUGUGAGCCUCCCCAGAUUAAGCACAUGAUGCAAGUGAUUGAGCCCCAGUUCCAGCGUGACUUCAUCUCGCUUCUGCCGAAGGAGCUGGCUCUCUACGUCCUCUCCUUCCUGGAGCCUCGGGACCUGCUUCGAGCUGCGCAGACGUGUCGCUACUGGCGCAUCCUGGCCGAAGACAACCUGCUCUGGCGGGAGAAGUGCCGCAAUGGAGGUAUCGAGGAGCCACUGAGCCUGCGUAAGCAACGGCUGCCAAGCCCGGGCUUCAUGUACAGCCCUUGGAAGCUGGCCUUUCUGCGGCAGCAUCGCAUUGAUAUGAACUGGCGCAAUGGAGAUGCCCGGCCACCCAAGGUCCUCAAAGGUCACGAUGACCACGUCAUCACCUGUCUCCAGUUCUGCGGCAACCGCAUCGUCAGUGGCUCAGAUGACAACACGCUCAAGGUUUGGUCUGCCGUCACUGGUGAGUGUGUGCAGACUCUGGUGGGACACACCGGUGGCGUUUGGUCCUCCCAGAUGAGGGACAAUAUCAUCAUCAGUGGCUCUACGGACCGGACCUUGAAAGUGUGGAACGCAGACACGGGCGAAUGCGUGCACACUCUCUAUGGUCACACCUCGACUGUGCGCUGCAUGCAUCUCCAUGACGCUAGGGUGGUGAGUGGCUCCCGGGAUGCCACGCUCCGUCUUUGGGAUAUAGAGACCGGGCAGUGCCUACAUGUGCUAAUGGGGCAUGUGGCUGCUGUGCGUUGCGUCCAGUACGAUGGGCAUAAGGUGGUGAGUGGUGCCUACGACUACACGGUAAAAGUCUGGGAUCCGGAGACCGAGAGCUGCACCCACACGUUGCAAGGCCACACCAACCGGGUCUAUUCUCUGCAGUUUGAUGGCACCCACAUUGUGAGCGGCUCCCUGGACACCUCAAUCCGCGUAUGGGAUGCCGAGAGCGGCAACUGCUUGCACACCCUGAUGGGGCACCAGUCCCUCACCAGUGGCAUGGAGUUGCGGGACAACAUCCUCGUCUCUGGCAAUGCUGACUCCACCGUGAAAAUUUGGGAUAUCAAAACGGGGCAGUGCUUGCAGACCCUCCAAGGGCCCAGUAAGCACCAGAGCGCAGUCACCUGCCUCCAGUUCAGUUCCAAGUUUGUCGUGACCAGCUCAGACGACGGCACAGUCAAGCUGUGGGAUCUCAAGACGGGAGAAUUUGUGCGCAACCUGGUUGCCCUGGAAAGUGGGGGCAGCGGGGGAGUCGUCUGGCGUAUCCGGGCCUCCAACACCAAGCUCGUGUGUGCUGUGGGCAGCCGCAACGGCACUGAAGAAACCAAGCUGCUGGUGCUGGACUUUGAUGUGGACCUGAAAUGAGGGACUGUACUGUUUGGGGAGCCUGCAGGCCAGGUGGCCCCACUGGGGGACGGGGGGGGACGGGGCAUGUCCGAGGUCACCUUAUUUAUAAUUGAUGCAGCAGGACCUCCGUGGCUGGCAAACCGGGAGAGCACCGGGGGACUGUUUUGUACA